UAACGAAGACGGGUAAUGCAUUCUGCAAUGCACUUGCACUUCAUCACCCUCAGUCUAAUUAACUUUACCUUUACUAACCUUUACCUGCUUUACUUGCUUUGCCUACACCUGCCUCCACUGCACCUACUGCACAUUGCUACUUCCUCUACAUACAACGAAGUCCCUUUUUUGUGCUUGGCUAUUGGAACUGCCCUACCACUUUCUACCAUCACAUCACCACAUACCACUUUACAACUACCACGACCACGACCACGACCAUCACCGCUUCCAACUGUAUGAUAUACGUACUUGACGCUUGUCACAGUUUCUGUGAUCUCUGUUUUACAUCCUCCAUAUACCUCUCUUCCCCCCCUUUACCUUCGACAUUAAAGUAAAAGUGGAAGUGGAAGUAGAAGUGGAAAAGGGUACAGCAGCGGCAAUUGCAAAUUACUACUAUUACGACUACAACUACUUUGACCCUUUUUGUCUCUUGCAAAUU
Annulohypoxylon maeteangense is the source of this 478-nucleotide messenger RNA. RefSeq lists its product as uncharacterized. The transcript has a single exon. Bases 16 to 279 code for a protein of 87 amino acids. Lineage: Eukaryota; Fungi; Ascomycota; Sordariomycetes; Xylariales; Hypoxylaceae. The record is from RefSeq and is a predicted model, not a curated record.